AUGGGGAAGCCUCUUAGUCGACCGGGUUGCUUCAGGCAGUGCCCCUGCUGCCUUCAGAAGAGUGUGGACGGGGAUGGCUACAAUGAGGACGGUUACAUCCCCCAGCGCUCCAUCUACGACACUAUGUGUAUCAAUGAACAGAUUGACCAUGGCUCUGCUCAGAGCACCAUCAUCUCCAGGGGAGGCCAGGACAACAACUUCUCCAGCAACGGUAACCAACGGUUAGGGGCAGGUGCCUGCGGGGACAUGAUCACGUUCGAGGCACGAUCCACAACUCCCAUACCUUCCAUGGGUAGGAGGCUAGACGAAAGGGUGAUAUUUGACCAGCUGAAGCUGGUUGAAGCUGGCCAGAGCAGCCGUUCCCCAGGGGGGUUUGGGGGGAGGUCAGUGUCCCCCAGUGUCUCCUUGAUGUCAGCCCCUGGGGGAAAUUCCUCCUCCAGUGGCAAGAGACAUUAUCAACACCAGCAUGACAGCGGCAAGAGAGGGGACAACGGCCGGCACUCCUGGAAAGUCCUAACACCUCCCAAGCAUCUUGAACAUCUAGAACUCUCAUCUGGCGAUGUAAUGGAGAAGAAUUUCUUGACUCCUUUCUACCCACAACACAACACGACCUCCCCUCUCAUCUCACCCUUCUCUGGGUCACCUCUCUCCUCUGGCUGUCACACCCCUGUGUUCUACUCCCCAGCCAAACCACUGCCGUUUCAGCAUCAGAACUUCAUCUUCGAAGAAUCACCCCCCUCUCAGCCUCUUCACCCACCUCCCAAACCCCCUCUCGCCCAGCUCUCUGUCACGGCCCUCCAAUGUGUUCAAGAGGAUCUCAGAAGGAUAGGAGAAAGAGAAAGAAAGAAAGAGAAAGGGGGAGAGAUUGAGAAUAAAAGAGCGGUUUCCCACUCAGUGGGCUCCAUGUCUCAAGAGGAGAAUGUUGGGGUUUUUGGUUUUGCACCGAGGACGAAGGCACUGGACUCAGCCAUUGACAAUGAUUCUCCCUUCUCCCCAGAGCCACCCCAUGACACUACCCCCCUCUUGCUCAAUCAGAUUUCCCCAGGACCUGCUCCUGCUCGUGCUCUGAGCCCCCAGCCUAUGGAAUCCACCUGGCCUCGCAGGCUGAUUGUAAGGAAGAGAACUGUUAGACAAGGUGGUGCACUCCAUAACUUUCCUAUCCUUCCCCCUCUGCCCUCCCUGGUGGCACUUAGUGCCAUGGAGAGAAAAAACCUUCCCCGCCUCACCCCUUUCUCUGAGCACCAGGGUAACUUGGUAGGGUUGAUGGGUAGGGUAGGUUACUCCUUGAAGGAGCAACACUUGGACAAUUGGAGGGUCUACUCUGCAAAAAAAACUCUCCAAAAGCCAAAGGAGGAAUGGGAAGGAGGGGAGGAGACAGAAUGUAAAAGCAGCAAUGGCACUGAGUCAAGUGUAAAGGAGGGAGAUCCUGAAAGCAAGGAGCAGGAGGGUGGAGCAGGGGGUGGUGGUGCUGAGGGGGAGGAUGUGGAGGAGUGGGACACAGUGCUCGGUAUGGUGAACACACUGUGGGAUGAAGGCUGGGGGGACGCAGAGUCUUACACUGGCUCUCUGAGGCACUGGCCUCUGCUCAAACCCCCUUCUGGGUUUGAAGGAUCUCACCCGCCCUCUAGUGCUGCUUCUGAACUCUCUCUCCUGGAGCUGGAGAGGAGGGCCAAGGAUGUAGAAAGUGAGCUUGUGGCAGAACAAUGUCUGACAGAUUCUCUGAGAAAGAAAGCUUCACGGCUCACAGCAGGGCAGUCUAUUGUUUCUGGAACAGUCUCUGAACCUGAACAGAGCAGUACCCAACCCAGCCUGGAACUCCUUGCCAUGGGGUGUUCAACAGGGACAACAAAUGUCAAGGAAGACGGUUCACCUGAUUCCAACCUGACCUUGGAGUCAGAUUCAAGUGGAGUCUUCAUGUCGAACCCCAGUCAGACCAGCCAGGAAUACGACGCCUCAGAUGGUAGUGACAGACCCUUGACUGAGUCAGACUUGGGGAGCAACACAUCUCUGGACCAGGAUAAAGAUGAGGUGGCAUUUAAAGACUGGGGGAGGGAGGAGAGCACUGAGCUCCAGUGGUCCUACCCAUCACUCUUAAAGAGCUCCUCUCACUGUGAGGGAUAUGGGAUUGAGGAAGACGCACCUUUGAUGAAAGACACUGAAAUGGGUGAGCUGCAAUCCAGCAACAAUGAAGGGCCAGAUAAUCCAGAUCUACAUGAUGUUUUCACCCCUUUAAACCAGGCAGAAUUGAAACCGAGGAACAAGAGUGUUAAGAUCAUAUCGGGCACUGACUCCCCACUCCCCUUAUCCCCCUCCAGACAUGAGAUGCCACGGAAGAAGUCAGGCCUGGACAGCAGUGACCUGGAUCCGUUCGUCACUACAGAUAGUUUUGUAUACCUGGCUGUGUCUGUGCCCCCUGCUGUCUCACUGGCACAGGAGGAGUCCCCCUCUCUCCCCUCUCUGACUGAGUCAAUACCCUCAACCUCCCUUUCCAUACCGCUCUGCCCCAACGUUGAGGAGAGUGACUUCCUCUCAACAGAUAGCUUUGUGUAUCUGGCGGGUCCUGAGUGCCACCUGCUCGCCACAGAAGGCCACUCUUCCUUUAUUAGUUGUUCCAAGGAGUCCGACUCCUCCGAUGACAGCGGGUCCGGAGUGGACUUUGUGCUCGGCUCCAUGGUUGGAGACAGUGACUGGGAUUCUGAUGAGGCCGAGUCCAGCCCUAAGUCUAAACCAAUCAAACAACCAACAUGGGAUCUGUGGGAGGAACUAGAGCAGGAAGUGUUGUCUGAUCUAUUCUGUGAGGAAGUGAAACCAGUGACAGAGCCAGUGACAGAGGAAGUUACAGUCCCCGUAACUGAUCAACCAAGGAAGGUUACCUGGCAGUUCAGGGCCGCUGAAGGUUCCACUCGUCAGACGAGUAA
Messenger RNA from Coregonus sp. 'balchen', 2918 nucleotides. The record is from the annotation of a GenBank genome assembly. Lineage: Eukaryota; Metazoa; Chordata; Actinopteri; Salmoniformes; Salmonidae.